GAAAAAGAGCAGGGCAGCCAGCCCGGAGCGCCCUUUUCCCCUCCAACAGCCGGAAAAAACCCUCCGUCUUGCCGUAGCGGUGAUGACACCCCGAGAACAGCCCGGCCUCCUCUCGCCCGCCCCGGAAAAGGCUGGUCGGGUGCGCUCCUUGUCGCUGCGCACCGCUGCGCACAGCCCCGCGGAGCGCGGAGCGGCCAUGGGGCUGCGCUGGCUCUGCGCGGUGCUGCUGGCGCUGCCCGGCGCCUGGGGUGUCUGCCCUCCACCGCCGAGGUUCAUCUUUGCCGAGCCCACCGCCCCCCUGAACGAGUCCUACGCUGUGGGGACCAACUUGACAUACAGGUGCCGCCCAGGAUACACGAUGGUCAAGUCCCCCGUGGUCAGCUGCCUCUCCAGCUCGCACUGGUCGUCGAACCCCGACUUCUGCAUCGGGAAGUCAUGCGGUCCACCGAACAUCAUGAAUGGCAACUUCGAAUACACGACCAACCUCUCACUUGGGGCAACAAUAAACAUCACCUGCAACGUCGGGUACCGAUUAAUCGGGAAGCCAUCUGUGCAAUGUAUACUAAGAGGCAAUGAAGUUUUUUGGGAUGACAUUCCACACUGUGCCAUUAUUCCCUGUUUACCGCCUCCCGCGAUUGAGAACGGGCAGCUGAACAGUGGGAACAGGGACUUCACCUACGGCAUGGCUGCAAUUUACAGCUGUAACAAUGGUUUUGAUCUUAUUGGAAAUAACACGAUUCACUGUACAACAGAUGAUAACCUUAAUGGAAUAUGGAGCGGUCCAGCCCCCGAGUGCAAAGUGGUCAGGUGUGAAAAUCCAGCCGUGAAAAAUGGGAAGAGGUUGUCUGGCUUUGGUCUAGAGCACAAGUAUAAAAGUACAGUGACUUUUGAGUGCAAUCCUGGUUAUUUCCUGAAUGGCAGUAGCAUAGUUAUUUGUGAAGCUGACAAUACCUGGAAGCCACCUCUACCAACAUGUGACCCAGUCUGUGGUCCUGCUCCACAAUUCCCUUUCGCUGAGUUAAGCAGCGCUGUGGGUGACAGUUCUCCUGCCGGGACUGAGCUGAGCUAUCGGUGUAAACCGGGUUACACCGUGGCACAGGGAAAAUCCUCUGUUGUCACUUGUCUGAGCGAUACGACGUGGUCUGCAGACCCAGACUUCUGCAUACGACAGCAAUGUGCCCGUCCAAACAUAGAGAACGGGGAUGUGAAUGCAGACAGUUUCCCGUUUGAGACCGUUGUGACAUUCACUUGUCAUCCUGGGUAUGAAUUAAAGGUGCCAUCUGCCAAAUGCGUGGUAUCGGGAAAUGGAGUUGAUUGGGAUCCAGCAUCUCCAUACUGUGAAAAACGGCUCCAAGAUGUUCUCUGUGAAGAGCCCCCCACGAUUGCCAGUGGCACGCACAAUGGCACAAAGGGCACGGACUUUGUCCAAGGCUCCACCAUAGCGUAUAAAUGCAAUCAUGGCUUCACCCUUGUCGGAGAACCCUUUCUUCGGUGCAUUGCAAGAGAUCAAUACCAGGGAGCCUGGAAUAACCCUGCUCCUGAAUGCAGAGGUGGAGCGAACAUGAUCAUUGUUGGAAUCUUCCCCCUCCUCCUGGCAAUGCUGGUUAUGAAUGUCUAGAAGCAGGGAGGCACCUGUAGAUGUGGUGGAUGUGAUCACGCUCAUCCCAAUGCUCUGCUUUUCCACCCUGUGAAAUUGGCCUUGAAUCCUCAACCAACCAACCUUGGAUCACGAAGCCAAGAUGCUCCUGCCCAGGUGACACUCGCGCUUUUGGCUGCAGCAGCCGCAUGUUGUGUUGGACCCAACAGCUCGUGCCCUGGGAUGGGGUGAGAACCCGGUUAUCCCCAUGUUAAGUCACAACGAUGCCAAAGACCUUCAUACUGUAAUAAGACUCCAGGAAAAUCAUGCACUUUGAGUACCUCCAGAUACUCAGUUUUUCAGCCGCUCUAAGGUCAUGUCGUGCCUGGUCCUGAGCAGGAAUCACGAGUUUGUAAGUGUCCUGAGGUGAAAAGCGCUGCCGCUGCUAAGAGGAUUAAUGGUGAAUGUCUUCAUGGGAGUGAUAUAUGCUUGAAAAAAUUAAGUUUGAUACAAAUAGGAUGCAUAAGUCACGUAUUACCUGUGGAUACUGAAAGCAUUGGAAGUCUUCAUAUACAAGCGCUGUUGUAGCUGUUACUUCAAGGCAAGUCUGAACGACUGUACAAAUACCAAUCCUUACAGGCCAGUAAUUUUACUGGAGAGAAAAAAAUUGAAAUGCCUUAGUACAAAGAGCUACUAUUGUGCCUCUUCCUGUAUGUAUGAAAAUGAGUUUUAAACCUCAGCCAAAGGUCUCUCUCUGCCCUGGCACUGUCUUUGUAUCACAUUGAGAUUUGCGGAAACACCUUUCCUGUCUGUGCAGUGACUUGACGCUUCUCUGGGAGCCGUGAAGCUUUGGGUGGAACCGAUGCGGGUGGACGCUCAGGGCAGCAGAGCUCAUGGGCAGGUGGUGUCCGGGCCGAAUGCUGAACUUGCAGGUGUCCCAGCAGAUGCCACCAAACAUCAGGAACCUUUUCACUUUCUGCUCAAAUGCCACCUGCCCGGGGCGACUCUGAUGCAGGGAAUUGCUGUCUGAAUUUGCACUUUUUCAGGUGGUGCUGUGCACCCCAAGCCCAGCUCAGCCCCGGGACGCCUCAAGGUGAUGCUGAGGGAGGGCAAGCAGGAUUUUGGCCUCUCGUACCAGGCAACUGUUGCUGUGAUGCUGCACCCAAAGCGGGUGCUUAUCAAGCCACAGCCUUAAUUGACUCCAUUGUGGGGACUGGGACACAGGCCCCACGUCUUUUGUGCACUUUGUUUUCCUCCUGUCUAACCUGACCUAGUUGAUUGUUGUGUCGAGGAUGGUUUGCAAGGGUGGUUGUGGGGGAGCGAGGCAGCGUGCUGUCCCCAGCUCAAUUCAGGCUUUGGUCAUGCAACAAGGACAGCUCAGGUGAUGGGAUCUCGCCUUGUCUGAACCCAAAGACAAAGGUGAAAGUGCCCUUGGUUUGCUUGGCUGAUAGAAAACGCACAUCGCGAUGUUAGUGUCCCUCCCUGGCUUUAAUUCCACCUUGCUAAAUGAUCAUUUAAUAAGCAAAAGGGCUAUGUAGCAUCUUGUAAAAUUAAGUGAAGAACUGAAGGUUUUCUGGGAAUCUUAUUUAUAAGGAAAACACAACUGUGAUGGGAUUUAAACUUAUAUGCAGCUAUUGCCUGAACCUAGCUUGAGAAAGUAGGACUUUUAGCUGCUGGUAAAGGAAGAUAUUAAGGUUCAGGGUUUUGCUUGAAGCAGGGGUGACGCAUAUGUGAGCUUCUCAUGACGCACACUUGGGAACAAGAAGUAUUUGAAAUGUGUCUAUUACAUGUUUUUGUUUCUGCAUUUUCACCAGCGCUUUCCUGUUAACAGGAACAUGCGUCUAAUUAGAGGGCAAAAACACAAAGAGCCAUUUCUAUCAACACGUUAGCCGUGUUCCAAAUAACCCCACAAAGUUCUCCCUUCCCGGCAGAGCAUUAUCCUGUUCAGCUGUCGCUGGGGCGCCACAAGAUACUGUUUUCGGAAGCCAGUCUUGCAGAACAAGCACUUGCAGAUUGCUGGUUAUUUUUAUUUCUCUCUUCCCAUGAGCCAUGUGAGUGACUAGAUGAACAAAACACAACUGUAAAGCCUCCUAGCUUAGUGUUCUGUUCUGUUUUAUUUUAAUCCAAAUACAGUUGUUCCUAUUGCAUAGUCCAGAGUGUUUUUUCCCAAAUGAUUUAACACCUGGUUUGGGGAUAAGCUUGAAAUGAUCUCUCCUCGCAACCAAAUGGAAGGAACUGUAAAUGCUGUGAUGUAGUUUAUGGCUGUGGUGACCAAAGUUUACCAUUGAAGAGCGUUUGUCUACUGUGUUUGUUAUUGAGUUGUACAUAAUGUUACUUCAUUAGUGAGUGUAACCAAUCAAGUGCAAUUCUGAAAUCUAAAUCUUGGAUAUGUGAAUAUUGGAGGCUCUCUGCCAAUAAAAGGGAUAAAAAGACUUGA
Messenger RNA from Columba livia (rock pigeon), 4013 nucleotides. Its product is annotated as complement receptor type 1-like. Gene Ontology annotation, cellular component: plasma membrane. Lineage: Eukaryota; Metazoa; Chordata; Aves; Columbiformes; Columbidae. The record is from RefSeq and is a predicted model, not a curated record. The coding region runs from base 83 to 1618 and encodes 511 amino acids. The transcript has 12 exons. Gene Ontology annotation, biological process: negative regulation of complement activation, classical pathway; T cell mediated immunity.